Messenger RNA from Capsicum annuum, 1148 nucleotides. Its product is annotated as tyramine N-feruloyltransferase 4/11. Gene Ontology annotation, molecular function: N-acetyltransferase activity. The coding region runs from base 260 to 1000 and encodes 246 amino acids. The transcript has a single exon. The record is from RefSeq and is a predicted model, not a curated record. Lineage: Eukaryota; Viridiplantae; Streptophyta; Magnoliopsida; Solanales; Solanaceae.
GUGGAGGCUAGCUCCUGUUUCAACAACUCAUGAACUUGUUAUCAUCAUAGAUAUCUUAAAGUAAUGUAAAAAUAUACUCAGACGCACACUUGAGUUUCCUCCACCAACCCCACUAACUAAAUAAGUUAAUUAAAGGACCACAUCUCAACUAUAAAUAAAGCAUUAUAUCCUACAAUCUUUUCAAACAAUACCCCAUUACAAAAGAUUCUUCCUAGUCCCUGCAACAUUUCCCAAUUCUUUUUCCUUCUUCAAGUUUGCCAUGGCUUCAGCUAUAUCUGAAACAAUAACCACCAACGGAUCAUCCGAAAAUAACAACCUUACGAUCACCGGAAAGAUACAUACUCGAGUCCGCCUCGCUACGAAAUCUGAUCUGCACCAUAUAUACCAAUUAUUUUACCAAAUCCAUGCAUACCAUAAUUUCACUCAUUUAUACAAAACCACCGAGUCCUCCUUAGGGGACUUACUUUUCAAAGAAAAUCCUCUUCCGCUGUUCUACGGGCCAUCCGUACUUUUACUCGAAGUCUCCCCAACGCCUUUUACCCAACCCAAAAAUAACAAGGACGAAUUAGGGUUCAAGCCCGUCCUUACAACGUUCGACCUUAAAUUCCCAGUUGUGGAAGGACAAGUUGAGGAGUUUCAGUCCAUAUACGAUGAUGGGAAUGAUAAGCGUGAUGUUUUCAUAGCGGGAUACGCUUUCUUUUAUGCGAAUUAUUCAUGCUUCUAUGAUAAACCGGGGUUCUAUUUCGAGAGCCUUUACUUCAGGGAGAGUUAUCGUAAGUUGGGAAUGGGGAGAUUGUUGUUCGGAACAGUUGCGUCUAUAGCUGCAAACAAUGGGUUCGUAUCAGUGGAGGGAAUAGUAGCAGUUUGGAAUAAGAAGUCGUAUGAUUUUUACAUAGAUAUGGGGGUUGAAAUAUUUGAUGAGUUUAGAUAUGGCAAAUUGCAUGGUGAAAAUCUUCAAAAGUAUGCUGAUAAGGAGAUAAAUGAUGCAGGAAGCACUUAGUAUGAAUAACUUUUUCAAUAUUGGAAGUGCUAUUUAUAAAUUUCUCUUUGUAAUUUUGUAAAAGCAGAAAGCUGAUCAGUGUGCAUGUACUAUUACAUUUGAAUUCGAAAGUAUUAAAAAUCUCUAAUACUACAUUCAUUUAAUUUUA